Molecule: messenger RNA, 572 nt
Organism: Cuscuta europaea
Lineage: Eukaryota; Viridiplantae; Streptophyta; Magnoliopsida; Solanales; Convolvulaceae
Source: the annotation of a GenBank genome assembly
UACACAUCUCAUCCAAGGUGAUAAGUGUACUAAGUAUUUCCAUUCAAUUGUCAAGAAGAAUCUGGCUAGAAACACCAUUACGGCCCUUAAACUUCCCAAUGGUGAUUCUACCACUUCAAUUGACCAAGUUGCUAUGGAAUUUGUUGAGUUUUACACUAAGCUAUUUGGCACACACUAUCCUACCACGGGGUUAGAUCCUAGCAUUGUUACUUCGGGUAACAUUCUGCCAUUGGAUGCUGUUGAGGGCUUAGUUACUCCAAUAACUGAUUUGGAGAUUAAAGAGGCCCUCUUUGAUAUUGGUGAUAACAAAGCACCUGGCCCUGAUGGUUAUACCUCGGCCUUUUUCAAGCACAAUUGGCACCUUGUUGGUCAUGAAUUUAUACUAGCCGUCAAGGGCUUCUUUGGAUCUGGUAAGCUACUUAAACAACUCAACCAUACACUCAUUGCUUUGAUUCCUAAGACCACACACUCACCCACAGCUUCAGAUUUUAGACCUAUUUCAUGCACCAAUGUUAUCUAUAAGGUUAUUACCAAGAUCCUAGCUAAGAGAUUAAUUCCUUGCCUACCUAAUU